GGGGGUGGGGGGUGGGGGAGGGUUUAGAAAAAGGUGCAUGGAAAUGUAUGGUGGAUGCCAUGACAAAUAAAUAUGGGUCAAGAAACAAUGAAAGUAGGUUGAAAAGCAAACAUAAGUUCUUUAGGACCAUGUACUUUGAUAUCAAGAAACCUAUGAAUGUAUUCGGUUUCGGAUGGGAUGAUUGUAGGAGGAUAGUAACCGCCGAGGUUGUUGUUUGGAAUGACUUCCUAGCGGAGAAUGAAUGGGCAAACAAAUACCAAAACAAGACUUUGCCCGAGUAUUCGAUGCUGAGUAAAAUCUAUGAGGGUGGAACGACAGAUGGGACAUUCAAAUCUAUUGGGGGUGGCAUCAGAAUUGAGCCAUCAGGGCCCAACAUUACAUUAUCUGGUGACCCCCCAUUAGAAGUCCAGGAUGAAUCUAGCUCAUCCUCAUCUGAUGAGCUAGUAUUAUCUGGAUAAAAAAGACGACGUCCCAUACUUCGAUACGAGCACAUCGCCGAUCAAAGCAACCCGCCCUCAUUGAGUCCAUGUCCUUAGCCAUGACAGAGAUGGCCCAGGGCUUUAAGACGCUGGCAUGUGACAAUCCUCCAGUAGAGUCCAAGGCUAAGAGAGAUGCCUAUAAAAUUGUUGAAGGCAUGUGGAAAGCCGGCGAAGUUGGCGGUAAUGUCCUUCUAACGACUGCAAGGAUCUUCCAAGAUUCUACAAAGGCAGAGAUGUUACUAAACUUGGAGGAUCCAAGGAUACAAAAGACUUACUUAGAUGACGAGAUGAAACACCCCCAAUAGAGUUCUAAUUGAAUAUGUUUAAUUUUAACAUCAAAGGCUGUUAGUUUCAUUUGUAAGUGGAUGAUCAUUUUAAAGUCAAAUAUUGCUUCAUGGUUUGCUUUACAGAUGAUGAUUUCUUUCAUUUGUGAUGGUUUUGUUUUAUGGAUGAUGAAAGAGGAGACUUCUUUCAUUUGUAUGUGGAUGAUGUCUUUCAUUUUAAGGUCAAAGAUUGCUUCAUGGUUUGUUUUA
Molecule: messenger RNA, 1012 nt
Organism: Amborella trichopoda
Lineage: Eukaryota; Viridiplantae; Streptophyta; Magnoliopsida; Amborellales; Amborellaceae
Source: RefSeq, a predicted model, not a curated record